AUGCAAGCAGCCAUAAGCAAGAUGGUUCUCCUCCUGGACGCUCGUGUGCAUAAGAAUCUCAUCCAGAGUAGUAACACAGCAAAGGAGCUCUGGGAUGGUUUGAGGAAGAUGUACGACGAUCUAAACGACGCGGAAGUGGCGUCGCUCGCAGAAGCCUUUGAGCAAAUCAAGAAGGGAGACAAUGAGGCCGUGGACGCAUACGUCACAAGAGCCUACGAAAUGUAUCUGAAGGUCACACGGCACGAGGACUACAAGAUGUCAGUUCCAUUGGGUAUUUUGAAAAGCGUACGAGGCUUGAGUGAUAACGAGUUUGGUACCGAGGAGCGCGUUUUCAGGGCUACUGGGUACCCGAAGACAUUUGAGGAGCUAAGGGCGCGCUUGCUGGCGAUCAACGCCGAAGCGAAUGUUUCUGCAAGGAAGACCGAGUCCGAGCCAGUAGCCGCGUUCAUCGCAAAUCGCAGUUCCAAGGCACAUUUGAUAUGCUAUUCCAGUGGCAACACUGGUCACAUCGCCCGCGAGUGCUCCAACGCAAAAGGUGGCACUAUGCAAUCUCCGGGCUUCGGUUCUUCCUCUUCCCGUGUACCGCGCUCAACGCCAGCCGACUCAGCGACGUUGAGAGUGUCCGAUCAAACAGCUGUCAUCGCACUGCGGGACCUUAGAGACCGCCUGGCAGCCCAAGGUGACAGCUGGAUUGCGCUGUGCCCAUCACACCUUUAUAUUUGGGACAAAGCGGAGGUCAACAGCAACAUUACCACUGCGGGCCAUGGUACAGGGACUUCACCGCCUGUGGUUGCCUACCAGGCGGUGAAGUCCCUGUACCAUGGCCCGCAGUGGUAA
This is a messenger RNA of Volvox carteri f. nagariensis, 837 nucleotides long. RefSeq lists its product as uncharacterized. Bases 1 to 837 code for a protein of 278 amino acids. Lineage: Eukaryota; Viridiplantae; Chlorophyta; Chlorophyceae; Chlamydomonadales; Volvocaceae. The transcript has 3 exons. The record is from RefSeq and is a predicted model, not a curated record.